AGCGUGGACUUCACUUUUGAUACCACCAUAGCAUCCAGUAUUCGCAGGCAGGGAAAACUGGAUGGUAAAGGCAACGAAGAUUGUCCAGAAGGUGCAAUGGCAUCUUUGGUCAACUGACUUCAAGCAAGCAGGAAGUACCACCUAACUCACUGCAGGCAAAUAACAGGUCAAGAUCAAAGACAUGUCUCAUUUCAAUAACAGCAGUCACCCCUGGUUUGGGGACAUGCCAAACUGGGAAGAUGUGGGUAAGUGUCCGACGUCCGUCACCGGCACCACCUUCUUAAUCGUGGCGUAUAGCGUGGUGCUCGCGGUCGGGCUGGUGGGCAACACCUGCCUGGUCUUGGUCAUCACGAGGCAGAAAGAGAUGCGGAACGUCACCAACAUCUUCAUUGCCAACCUGUCCUUCUCCGACAUCCUGGUCUGCCUCGUGUGCAUACCAGUGACCGUCAUCUACACGCUGAUGGACCGCUGGAUCCUCGGCGAGGCGCUGUGCAAGUUCACGCCCUUCGUGCAGUGCAUGUCCGUGACGGUCUCCAUCAUCUCCAUGGUGCUCAUCGCCCUGGAGCGUCACCAGCUCAUCAUCCACCCCACCGGCUGGAAGCCCGUGGUGGGCCACUCCUAUCUGGCCGUUGCCAUCACCUGGAUGGUGGCCUGCUUCAUCUCCCUGCCCUUCCUCUCCUUCCACGUGCUCACCGAGAUGAACUUCCACAACCUCACGCUGCCAUUCAACCCCUUCCCCGACCACCUGGUGUGCAUCGAGGACUGGCCCACCAACGAGAAGCGGCUGGCCUACACCACGUCCCUGCUGGUCUUCCAGUACUUCCUGCCGCUGGCGCUCAUCCUGCUCUGCUACGUGCGCAUCUUCCUGCGGCUGCACCGGCGCCGGGACAUGGUGGAGCGGACGCGCGACGCCCGGCAGAAGAAGGCCAAAGGCUCCAAGCGGGUCAACAUCAUGCUGGCCUCCAUCGUGGUGGCGUUCGCCGUGUGCUGGCUCCCGCUCAACAUCUUCAACACCGUCUUCGACUGGAACCACGAGGCCAUCCCGUCGUGCCACAACGACGCCAUCUUCUCCGCCUGCCACCUCAUGGCCAUGGCGUCCACCUGCGUCAACCCCAUCAUCUACGGCUUCCUCAACAACAACUUCCAGAAGGAGCUCAAGGCUCUGCUGUACCGCUGCCGCUGCUGGGGGGCGCCCGAGGACUACGAAAGCUUCCCCCUCUCCACCGUCAGCACAGGCAUCACCAAGGGGUCCAUCCUCAGCAACGGCUCUGUCAGCAUUAACGCCUGACAAAUUGGCAGUGGAAGAGGAGGCUGCCUCUCUGGGCUGUAGUUGAUAGAUAUGAAUAUCCACAUGACGCCAAGGCACAGGUCUAAACCAAUGUUUUCAUUGGCACCUGAACAGGACAUAAGUUGGACUAACCCAUGAAGAGACACAGCACUUAUUCAUUUAAGACUUGAGGUCCUGCUUAAGGACCCUCGGUUAUAGGACUGGUUGCAGACUGUCAUUAGAGAGGUCAUAUGGCUUGGUUUGGUCAUGUGAGUGUUUUGCAAGACCAGCUGUAAAAAAAAAAAGUAUAUUGUUGCUGAAUGUUGUGGAAUAUACAUGCUGAAGCAGCUGUUGCUUUGAUAAGAGAGCUGAUAAGGAGUUUCUCUGGAAAUGUAACAAGAAACUUUAAUGCUUUCCCAAAUUAAACUAGCAGCACAGUAUUUAUCUGAGAGUUACAUGCAAAAUUAUAUUUUACCAUGCUUAGAGGCACAUGACAUCAGGGUAAUGUAUUAUACUCAUCAGAGGAAUUAAAUUCAGCAUUACGUUACUGUAAAUCAAGAGGCUCUUAUCUUAGAGCCAGUGUUAAUAUUAUGUAGUCAUGCUAAUGGUUUGUUUGAUAACUUGAUAUUUUAUGAUGUCUGAACCACUGUAAUAUACUAUGUCAUUUGUGGUGAUUGUGUGCCAUUGCCUUCUGAUUGAAAAAAAAACAAACAAAAAAACAGGUUGUGUACUUUACUAAGGUAGCUUUUGUUAAGUGAUCCCUAAUUAUAUAUAUUUUGUUGCUAUAUUUAAUUUUCUAUCUCUUAUUUCCGAGUCAUUCCAAAGACUUUUUCUGUUGUGGGAUGGAAAAUCUGUGUUCAGGAAGUCACCAAAGACUGAUAGAUGAGCCUAGCCCAGUCAUGGAUGGAUGGAUGGAUUUGUUGUUCUCCCAUGAAACCACAUGGCUCAUUUCAUGAGGCAAAAUAGGCUUCUAAAACAAGCACCACUAUAUACCAUAAUUCUUGAAAUCCAGAUUAAUUUGUUCAUGAAGUGUUACUCCGAAUAGGGGUUGAAAGAUUUACUAAUUGCCUUGCAGUCUUACCAUCAACAUAUUUCAAUAGUUAUAAAGAUUUGAAGAGGCAUUAUUUUACAGUGUAAAGUUGAUGAGUAAUAUGAUACAGUAUAAUUCCUUAUUUGACAUCUGUAUAUCUGAUCAGCAACAGCAACAUCUAAGCUUAGUGAAUGUAAUAUUACAGAUGUAAUAGGUGUGUGUGUGUGUGUGUGUGUGUGUGUGUGCAUGCAUUCUUCUAAUUGUCAAUUUGUCAGUUCUAUUACUUUCAGAAAGAAAAUGCUUUGAAGAAUUUAUGUAUCAGUAAUCUCAUGUUGAAUAUAAUAGUCACUCAGUGUGUGUGUGAUGUUGAUGUGUGCAAGUGUGCAUUUAUGUGUGUAUGUGCAUUUGUGUGUGUUUUGUGUGUGUGUGUGUGUGUGUGUGUGUGUGUGUGUGUGUGUGUGUGUGUGUGCACUUUGUAGGCCUUCAGCUUUGGAUUGAAUGUAUUGACAGAGAUAAAUGGGUCCAGUCUAAUCAAGAAGUUACCAUUGCAGAGCUUAAAUGUCUACACUGUAUAUAAUGAAUGUAACCCACUCCUUAUUUAAAGUACACUACAUGGAUGCAUCUGUAAAAAACACAUGCAUGGGAAAGAAGCCAGAUAAAUGUGGCAAUAUGCUAUAACACAAUUUAUACUAUAAAUAUUUUAUGGAAUGGACAUUUGAUUAUUAUGUCUGCUAUGUCAUAUAGAUAUUCAGUAGCAGAAUACUAUUUGUGUCCUACAGCAUUCCAACAUAAUUACAAUAUCUGUGAAAUGGGAUUGUGCCAAAUUAACCUUAUUAAACCUACCAUAUUGUCUUUUAUUCUAUUGCCAACUAAUUACACUGUAUCGAGUUUAAAACAUUAUGACAUUAGUCACGUACAUUUUGUCAAUUAAAUUUCCAGGUUAAGUACCUUUGUAACCCCCCACACACACCCCAACACAGAAAAAAUGUGUUUUCAAAUGGGCAACAACAUCUCAUAUUGACUGAGCACUGAUGGUUUCAGAUCCUCAGAGCUCAGGCAGAAUGCCUUUAUUUACCCUCUGACAUAGUGGGUCACCAUAUUUUACUUAACAAAUACAGUACAUGUACCUUGCUAUUUGAUGCACUUAGAUUGAUCAGCUCCUGUGAAACUGAAGCAUUUUGUUUUUUAUACUGCAAUUCCUUGUAAAGUGUGCCGUGUUUCUUCAUCGUUUUGUAUCAUUGUUUUUCAUUAUUAAAAGGGUGAAAAUACACCAUUAGAAUGAG
Messenger RNA from Alosa alosa (allis shad), 3580 nucleotides. It is a transcript of the gene npy8br, whose product is annotated as neuropeptide Y receptor Y8b. Gene Ontology annotation, biological process: G protein-coupled receptor signaling pathway. Lineage: Eukaryota; Metazoa; Chordata; Actinopteri; Clupeiformes; Clupeidae. The transcript is spliced from 2 exons. Gene Ontology annotation, cellular component: plasma membrane; neuron projection. The coding region runs from base 182 to 1288 and encodes 368 amino acids. Gene Ontology annotation, molecular function: neuropeptide binding; neuropeptide Y receptor activity. The record is from RefSeq and is a predicted model, not a curated record.